AUGCCUCCAAUACCAUACCGUACUUACGUCCGAGGUCAUCCCGGCUCCUCUCAGAAGGAAAUUGACAACGAGCCUGACUGGAGCUCAGCCAAGCAUCAUAUUGGCUAUCGUGAUCGAUUUGACCGUGUCCCUGGAUUGGUACAAAGCGGCGAUGAUUCUGAUAGCGAAGACAGUCAGGAUUCUUUCCUCAAGGAGGCUGCAGAAGAGUCCGACGAGCUGCAAAAGGAUUUGAAGCAACAUAAAUUGGUCAACUUUCGCGAAGCCAAGGAGAAGCAAGAGGACUAUUACCUCGAAGAACCGGAAGAUCAUCCCAAUGGCUGGCGUUACAGACUCAACGAGUCCGAAGAUUUCAUCAAGAAUCAAGAACCUUGUCCCGCCAAUCUAAAACGCCAUAAGCAGAAGGAAGAGAAAGAGAAGGAAGAAAAGGAGAAAAAAGAGCAAGAGGAGAAGCAAGAACAAGAGCAUGAAUGGAAGGAUGGCAACCUCAAUCGUCAGAGACACAAUGAUGCUUAUGCUUCAAGCGGUGGACAAGAUGACUCGAAGGCAACCAACCAGGAUGGCGACAAGCAGGACGGCAAGAAUGACCAAAAGGACCUUAAGGAUGGAUCUCAAGCCGAUCAAGCAGAUUCCGAGGAGCAGAAAGAUUCCAAACCGAAAUCCGGAUACGAAAAACUACGAGAAAAGUACAGCGUGCAGGAAAUUGCACUGCUGAGGAGUCUGCAAGCAGAGAAGAAGAUUGUCGAGAACCUCAAACAAAGCGACGGGAAGAUGAAAUCUCCUUGGGCACACCUCAAGCCUUCUGACGUGAUUGAUGAUGCCGACCGCGCCAGCCCGGACAACUGGAUCCCGAGAGACUCGAAUAUGAUCCGUCUGACGGGCAAGCACCCUUUGAAUGCCGAAUAUCCGCUAUCAGACCUCUUUGAGACAGGUCUGAUCACCCCAAAUCGCUUGCACUGUGUGCGAAACCAUGGACCCGUACCACAUCUACUGUGGGAAACGCACGAGCUGGACAUCGAGAACGGAAAGUGUAAGUUUAGCAUGGACGACCUUAAGAACAGGUUCGAAAGCGUCAACAUCGCAGUCGCACUGGCUUGUGACGAGAUCAAAAGUUUUAACUGGGGCGCCGGUGCUAUCAGUAACGCAUUCUGGAAGGGUGCUUUUUUGUCCGAUGUCUUGAAAGCGGCUGGAAUUGAUUACCCUACCAAUGGAUCUGGAGUCAGAAGAUGGGUCAAUUUUGCAGGUUCUGAUGAGCCAUCAGAGGGUACUUACGAGACAUGCAUCCCGUAUGAGUAUGCUAUGGAUCCGGUCAAUGAUGUCCUGCUGGCUUAUGAGAUGAAUGAUGUCAAAUUACCUCCUGACCAUGGGUAUCCUCUACGAGUCAUUAUUCCUGGAUAUGUUGGUGGAAGGCAAGUCAAAUGGCUGAAAAAAAUUUGGAUUAGUGAGAAGGAGAACGACAGUCACUAUCAUAUUUGGGACAAUCGCGUGCUGCCUGCUUUCGUUACUGAGAAGGACGGUGAGUUUUCGGAAACCCUCUUCCGCCACCCGGACACGGCUUGCAACGAACAAAAUUUGAAUUCGGUCAUCGCUAAUCCUGGACACGGUGAGCGCAUCGGGGUGUCUGAUGUCAAGAAGGGCCACACGUAUCGCAUUGCUGGCUAUGCUUAUGAUGGAGGUGGUCAUGAGGUGCAGCGAGUCGAAGUCAGUCUCGACAAUGGUGAGACAUGGUUGUACUGUAUCAGACAAUUCCCAGAGGCUCCAAUCAGACAUGGUCAAAAGUAUUGGACCUGGAUUCACUGGUACAUCGACAUCGAACAGGCGCACUUGCUCCGAGCUCCGAGCAUUAUUGUGCGAUGCUUCAACGUCUUCAAGAACACCCAGCCAGAGUUCGGCUCAUGGAACGUCAUGGGCAUGAUGAACAAUGGCUGGUACAAGGUCAAACCCGAAAUCACUGAAAGCAAGGAUGGUAACGUUGAGGUCCUCUUCUGCCACCCUGUCGAGCCAGGCACUGGUACCGGUGGAUGGGUAGAGCCUAGCGCAGACGAGAAGAUUGCCAGCGCAAAGCAUAGUUCCAAUACACCGCAGAAACAAUUCACCAGAGAGGAAAUCGAGAAGCACGAUAAGGAAGACGAUUGCUGGAUUGUGGUCGAUGGCAAUGUCUACGAUGCGACUUCUGUGCUUGACUGGCACCCCGGUGGCAAGGCAACCAUUAUGAACCAUGGUGGCAAGCUCUCUCAAGAGACUUCGGAGAGCUUCGAAUCCAUCCACGAUGGCUACGCUUACAAGAAGCUCGCUGAAUGUAUUCUCGGUACAGUAACAGACAAGGCUAAAGCACAUAUGAAGAAAGAAGCGGAAGCGGCAGCGAAGGCUAAGGCAGAAGCUUCGAACAAGAAGACUAAUGUUGUACUCUCCAUGCAGCAAUGGUACCCCGUGACCCUGCAGAAGAAGAAGAACAACUCCGAAGACACCCGCCAGUACACUUUCAGCCUCGGCGACAAAUCCAAAAAGCUCGGUCUUGGUACUUGCCAACACUUGCAGAUGGGAUUCCACAUGGCCGAUAAGAUGCUCGUCCGCUCAUACACACCCACUGCGCCUAUCGUUGGAGCAGACACUGAGGACGGCACUUUCGACCUUGUCGUCAAGACCUAUUUCCCGACUGACGACCAGCCUGGUGGUGCCCUCAGCAACAUUCUCGACUGCAUGAAAGAAGGCGAGGAGGUCGAGAUCCGCGGUCCUACCGGCGACAUCAAAUAUCUCGGGGAUGGCAAAUUCGAGAUCUUCGACGAGGAGCAACAGUUCGAGAACAUCACGCUUAUCCUUGGUGGUUCUGGUAUCACACCUGGGUAUCAACUGAUCGCCAGGAUCAUGGCUACCGACAGCGACAAGACGAAAAUCAAGGUCGUGGACGCUAACAAAGACGAGUCCGCCAUCUUGCUGCGUGAAGACCUGAACAAGUUCGCCAAAGACCACAAGGAUAGCUUCGAGAUCCAACACAUCCUGAGUCACCCUUCUGAUGACUGGAAAGGUGAGAAGGGUCAUGUCGAUGCAGACAAGAUCAAGAAGUACAGUUAUGGUCCUGAGAAGGAGAGUGGCAAGAAGAGUGUUGUAUUCGUGUGUGGACCUCCGGCUAUGAUACAGAAGGCUGCUAUGCCUGCGCUGCGCGAUUGGGGAUAUGAGGAAGGUAAAGACAUGUUUGGCUUCUAG
Aureobasidium melanogenum CBS 110374 is the source of this 3201-nucleotide messenger RNA. RefSeq lists its product as uncharacterized. The coding region runs from base 1 to 3201 and encodes 1066 amino acids. The transcript is spliced from 8 exons. NCBI's taxonomy places the organism in Eukaryota, Fungi, Ascomycota, Dothideomycetes, Dothideales, Saccotheciaceae. Gene Ontology annotation, molecular function: oxidoreductase activity; molybdenum ion binding. The record is from RefSeq and is a predicted model, not a curated record.